AUGUACUACGCCCGCCCGUUCGAGCAUCGCGCGGCUUCCGCAGUGCCCCCCGCCGCAGCUGCGGCACGCCCGUUCUGCCGGCUCACCCUGGCCGAGCAACUCGAGCGUCGCCGCCAAGGGUUGUGCUUCAACUGCGACGAACCCUACGUACCGGGCCACGUCUGCCCACAACUCUUCUAUCUGGAGGCUGCAAACUACAUUGAGGAGGACCCCGCCGCCGCCGGGCUCGGCGACCAGCCCGCCCCAGUUGACACGGAGGGCGUCAUAAAUCUGAUAAACAAUCAUCGGCAACGCCACGAGGAACACACCUAUGAGGUCAUUCUCUUAGGGGCACCAGAAUGCAAGAAAGACCAUAGGUUCUUGGACACAAGCAAGAUCAAGCAGUCGACAUGGAACCGUCUUCACAACCUCAGCCUGCAACGGCCAGCACCACCAUUCCCUGCCAAUUCAGCCCAGCUCAAUGCUCAAAACCAGCUUAUCUACGAGCAAGCGCAGCAAUUUCACCAGCAGCUCCAGCAGCAGCAGCAGAGGCAGCUGCAGCAGUUCUGGGCCGAACGACUGUCGGAGGUUGAUCAGGCCACCGACUUCAAGAACCACACCUUGCCGCUCGCCAGGAUAAAGAAGAUCAUGAAGGCCGACGAGGACGUCCGCAUGAUCUCAGCCGAGGCCCCAGUGGUCUUUGCAAAAGCAUGCGAGAUAUUCAUACUGGAGUUGACACUGAGGUCGUGGAUGCACACUGAGGAGAACAAGCGCCGGACCUUGCAGAAGAAUGACAUUGCCGCCGCCAUCACCAGGACCGACGUCUACGACUUCCUGGUGGACAUAAUCCCCAGGGAUGAGAUGAGGGAGGAGGGAGUUGGGCUUCCUAGGGCCGGGCAGCUGCCGCUCUUGGGGGCUCCAGCUGACGCGUCGUACCCCUACUACUAUCCGCAGCAGGUGCCAGGUGCGGUGAUGGGGUACGGUGGCCACCAGGGCCAUCUGCCGUAUGUGUGGCAAGAUCCUCAGGAGCAGCAACAGCAGCAGGGGCAUCCUGGGGAGCAGCAGCAAUCUGAAAGCGGCUGA
Molecule: messenger RNA, 1062 nt
Organism: Triticum turgidum subsp. durum (durum wheat)
Lineage: Eukaryota; Viridiplantae; Streptophyta; Magnoliopsida; Poales; Poaceae
Source: the annotation of a GenBank genome assembly